AUGCAGUUCCUAUCAAUGCUCCUCCUCGCCGGCUCAGCUCUCGCAGCUCCCAGCGCCCCUUCAUCCCACCAAUCCCGCGCCGCAGCCAGCAUCGAUGACAUGCUCCCACCCAUCGUACCCAUCAACACAAGAAGUGGUGACCGGGACCUCAUCUCCAAGAUCAUCACCGCCCCCACCCAAGUCGAGCGUCUCAAGCUCCUCGACCAGCCCGGUGACUUCAUCUUCGACUUCAAGGCCGCCACCGGCGCUGGAGAAUCCAAGGGCAAGGGUGGACGCUCCGUCUCUGCUACUGCCCUCACCAUGCCUGCUCUUAUCGGCAACGGCGCUUCCAUGACCGUUGCUUUCCUGGGUCCUUGUGGCAUGAACACUGCCCAUGUGCACAACCGCGCUACUGAGCUUAACAUCAUUGUCAAGGGCCGUCUUGUUACCAACUUUGUCACUGAGAACGGUCAGAAGCCUGUUGCCAACACUAUGGAUACUUUCCAGAUGGCUGUCUUUCCCCAGGGCGCUAUUCACCAGGAGUUCAACCCUGACUGUGAAGAUGCUGUCUUUGUCGCUGCUUUCGACAACGUUGACCCUGGUGUCAACCAGAUCGCCCAGAACUUCUUUUCUCUGAAUGGCGAUGUUGUUUCUGCUACUCUGGGUGGUGUUCAGACUAUUGAUGGCAAGGACAUUGAGUCUUUCCGCGAGCACAUCCCUGCCAACAUUGCUCUUGGUAUUGAUGCUUGUCUUAACAAGUGUGGUAUCAAGAGAAACGCUAAGCGCGACUUGAACGAGCUAUUGAACUAA
Messenger RNA from Fusarium coffeatum, 789 nucleotides. RefSeq lists its product as uncharacterized. The record is from RefSeq and is a predicted model, not a curated record. Gene Ontology annotation, cellular component: cell wall. The coding region runs from base 1 to 789 and encodes 262 amino acids. The transcript has a single exon. Lineage: Eukaryota; Fungi; Ascomycota; Sordariomycetes; Hypocreales; Nectriaceae. Gene Ontology annotation, molecular function: manganese ion binding.